Molecule: messenger RNA, 744 nt
Organism: Nestor notabilis (Kea)
Lineage: Eukaryota; Metazoa; Chordata; Aves; Psittaciformes; Psittacidae
Gene: SEMA4C
Product: sema domain, immunoglobulin domain (Ig), transmembrane domain (TM) and short cytoplasmic domain, (semaphorin) 4C
Exons: 6
Biological process (GO): neural crest cell migration; axon guidance; semaphorin-plexin signaling pathway
Molecular function (GO): chemorepellent activity; semaphorin receptor binding
Source: RefSeq, a predicted model, not a curated record
ACUGACUGCUUCAACUACGUGCGGUUUCUGCAGAGCUACAACAGUUCCCACCUCUACGCCUGUGGCACCUACGCCUUCCAGCCUAAAUGCACCUACAUAGAACUCUCUGGCUUCACCCUGGACCAAGUGGCUUUUGAGGACGGCAAAGGGAAGUGUCCCUAUGACCCCACCAAGGGACACACUGGCCUCAUCGUGGACGGGGAGCUCUACUCAGCCACCUUCAACAACUUCCUGGGCACGGAGCCUGUCAUCCUCCGCAACCUGGGCCCCCACUACUCCAUGAAGACCGAGUAUCUCACCUCCUGGUUGAACGAGCCCCACUUUGUGGCCUCAGCGUACGUGCAGGAGAGCGCAGCCAGUGCCACUGGUGAUGAUGACAAAGUUUACUUCUUCUUCAGCGAGCGCGCGGUGGAGUAUGACUGCUACGCCGAGCAAGUGGUGGCCCGCGUGGCCCGGGUCUGCAAGGGGGACGUCGGCGGGGCCCGCACGCUGCAGAAGAAGUGGACAACGUUCCUGAAGGCCCGUCUGGUGUGUUCAGCCCCCGAGCAGCAGCUUCACUUCAACCGCCUCCAGGCUGUGUUCACCCUCCCCGGGGACGAGGGGGAUGUGGACGUCUCGGCCAUUUGCCGGUACCACAUCCUGGAGGUGAAGAAGGCAUUCGAUGGCCCCUACAAGGAAUACCGGGAGCAGGCGCAGAAGUGGGGCCGGUACUCGGAUGAGGUGCCAAGUCCCCGUCCUGGCGCG